AUGUCAACUGCGAUAUUAUCAACGAUUCAAAGUCAAUUAAAUUUUUAUACAUAUACAAUUGUUAUGGCUGCAGGAAAUAUUGGAAAUAUAUUUGUACUUAUACUCUUUACUCGACAACGUCAAAAUGCAUGUUCAAUUUAUUUGAUAAGUUCAACUAUAGUUAAUAGUAUUUAUUUAACAUUUACUAGUUUUAUUCAAUUAUCUCCUUUUGAUUAUACUGAUGGAACAACACGUGCAUUUAUUUUAUGUAAAUUACGUUCAUAUUUAGCAGGAGUUCUUGGACUUACAACUAAAACACUUAUUGUAUUAGCAUGUAUUGAUCGUUUUAUGAUUACAAAUCGUCGUGCAAAUCUGCGUGCAUUUAGUACACCAAAACGAGCUAAAUAUUUCGUUUGUUUUUUUUGUAUUUUUUGGCCAAUUUUUGGUUGUCAUGCUGCAGUAAUGACAACAAUUAUUAAUCGACAAUGUGGUCAAUUUGGUAUUUAUUCCAUAAUUUAUACUAUUUAUGUUGCAAUAUUUGUUGGUUUCAUUCCACCUAUUACAUCAGGUACAUUAGGAUAUUUAACUUAUAAAAGUUUGAGACAAAGACGUAAUCGUAUUGAACCAGUUGCACAUCAUGGUAACAAUGCUAAUGCUCCUAUUCGACGACGAGAUAGGGAAUUAUUGAUUAUGGUCAUGUCUGAAGUAUUUGUUUAUAUUAUAACAUCACUUCCAUAUCCUUUUAUUCUUUUGGAGAUGAUGAUUAGUCGAAAUGUAGUAUUAAAUAAAAGUAUUCAAUAUACACAAAUUGAACUUUUUAUAUUUGGUAUUGCAUUAUUAUUAGUAUAUAUGAAUGCUGCUGCACCAUUUUAUAUUUAUAUAAUUUCAUCGAAAGGAUUUCGUCGAGAAUUUAAACAAUUAAUUAUGAAUUUUUAUAGAAAACAACGAGGACAGCCAACACUUCAAAGAACAACCCAGCACACACUUACACAAAAUGGUACUCAUGUUCAAUAA
Molecule: messenger RNA, 993 nt
Organism: Adineta steineri
Lineage: Eukaryota; Metazoa; Rotifera; Eurotatoria; Adinetida; Adinetidae
Source: the annotation of a GenBank genome assembly